CUCACCCGCAAACCAUCAUGUCGAUCUACACAGUGCAGGUAUCUGGCAUCUCCCCGUCGACGACGGAGGAGCACUUGAGCGAGUUCUUCUCAUUUUGCGGCAAGAUCGAAAAGCUAGACUACUCUCCCUCCGCACAAUCCGCUACUGUUCAUUUCGAGAAGCCUUCGGCUGCCAAGACCGCGCUGAUGCUCAACGGGGGCAACCUCGACGGCGUCAGCCUCACAGUGACGAGCGAGAGGGAACACCCAGACGAACCUCAGAAUGCGCACCACGAUGGCCACAUUGAACAGAGCGACAAGCCGAGGGCUGCGAUUGCAGCCGAAUACCUUGCCAGAGGCUACUCUCUCUCUGACAAUGUCCUCCAGCGCGCGAUCGAGCUCGACAACAAGCACGGCAUCUCUACGCGCUUCCUCAACUACAUCCAAUCGCUUGAUACAACCCUAGGCCAGAAGGCUCUCGGCCCUGACAAGACGAUCUCGAGCAAGGUGCAGGAGACGAUUGCAAACGCGACGCAGCAGGCGCGUACGAUUGAUGAGCAGAAGGGCUACUCCAAGCAGGCAAGUGACUACUAUGCCAAGGCGAUCCAGUCCCCGCUCGGUCAGAAGGUUUUCAGCUUCUACACCACGACGUCGAAGCAGGUGCUCGACAUCCACGAAGAGGCUCGUCGCAUUGCCGAUACGCUAAAGCAGUCAGGUGCUUCUGUGCAAGUACAUACAGACGCCUCAACUGGGGUGGGAAGUGCAGCGCCGCCGAUUGAUCCUGCUGUACACACCACGGAGAAACCGCUGGCGUAAUGUGAGAUCUUCGCUAAGAGGAGCAUGGAGGGAUUCGGCAUGAACAUUCUCAGUGCGCUGGGGAAUUUGGAAUGGAAAUGACACAACAGAUGGAAUGUUGAAAUGAUAUAUAAUGUCAAUAUAUAACGUCUAUAAAGAGCUUUUGAUACUCCGU
Postia placenta MAD-698-R-SB12 is the source of this 948-nucleotide messenger RNA. RefSeq lists its product as hypothetical. Lineage: Eukaryota; Fungi; Basidiomycota; Agaricomycetes; Polyporales; Adustoporiaceae. The transcript has 7 exons. Gene Ontology annotation, molecular function: RNA binding. Bases 18 to 794 code for a protein of 258 amino acids. The record is from RefSeq and is a predicted model, not a curated record.